Molecule: messenger RNA, 980 nt
Organism: Neohortaea acidophila
Lineage: Eukaryota; Fungi; Ascomycota; Dothideomycetes; Mycosphaerellales; Teratosphaeriaceae
Product: SGNH hydrolase-type esterase domain-containing protein
Exons: 1
Coding region: 118-894 (258 amino acids)
Molecular function (GO): hydrolase activity, acting on ester bonds
Source: RefSeq, a predicted model, not a curated record
UACAAUCUCUUCAGUCCGUACACCUAAUAGACAUCAUCAUCAAUCGAAUCUAUACCUAAGCUCCUACGCAUAUCGUCCUUCAUCUCGAGUCCUAUCAAUCUCUUCACCUACUAGACCAUGACCAAACUGCACAUCGCCGCUCUCGGAAGCUCCUUCGCCGCAGGACCUAGUAUCGAACCCAUUGAAAACAAAGCGGCAGGCCGCUCUACUCGCAAUUACGCUCACCAAUUGGCGGAGGCAUUGGACGCGCAAUUGACGGACCUGAGUGUAUCCGGCGCAACGCUUCUCAAUGUUCUCCACGACAAGCAGACAAUGGGAGGUCAGACAUUCGACGCGCAACUCGACCAUCUUCCAGCAGACGCAGACAUUGUCACGUUAACUUGCGGCGGCAAUGAUCUGAAUUACAUUGGUGGCCUCGUCUACGACUCGCUCUUGUCCUACCUGGGGCCGCUUAAGAAGGUGGUUCCGGGCCAGACCAAAGACCCUCCGAUUCAAUUGGACGAGCUCCGGAACCGCUUUCUCGCCGUGCUCGACAAGAUCCAUGACAUCGCGCCGAAAGCAAAGGUAUACCUCGUGGAGUACCUCACCAUCAUCGGAAAUGACACCCGGCCGUGGCUGGACAUUGCCUUGACGGCGGAGCAGAUGAAGCACUACGCCGACGUGGCGGUAAUGCUAUCCACCGCAUACAACGACGCGACCAAAUCACGGUCUUUUGCUGAAAUCCUACCCGUGGCGAGGAGCAGCAACGAGCACGCGCUGGGAUCUCGAGUGCCGUGGGUGGAAGGCUUCAACCUCUCGAUGCUGAUGCGCGGCGUGGCUCCAUACCACCCCAAUCUUGCCGGACACACUGCUAUCGCGGAAAUGCUGAGAGAGCGCGUAUCACAAAACAAGUGAUGCUGGAUAAUGUCGGGGUGAUAUUGUAGAAUCCUAGAUGUACAUAGAAUAUUCGUCUCAGCCGCUGGCGGUGAUACGUAACUUUG